This is a messenger RNA of Prosopis cineraria, 2311 nucleotides long. RefSeq lists its product as uncharacterized. Gene Ontology annotation, molecular function: RNA binding; pseudouridine synthase activity. Gene Ontology annotation, biological process: tRNA pseudouridine synthesis. The record is from RefSeq and is a predicted model, not a curated record. NCBI's taxonomy places the organism in Eukaryota, Viridiplantae, Streptophyta, Magnoliopsida, Fabales, Fabaceae. The transcript is spliced from 14 exons. The coding region runs from base 586 to 1980 and encodes 464 amino acids.
UGGGGGAACCUCAGUUGAAGUGUGUUACGCCUCCCGCCGCUCAACACCUGCUCUCCGAUGUCUCCAAUGUUGCUUUCUCCGAGUUGAACGAUACUGUCCAGAGUUUGCCUUCGAACGCCGUCAAGGACUUGUUGUCCCAAGAGGUGAAUCUGUAGUCGAGUUCUAUUCUCGAUAUUUCAUUUUGUUUCAUUGUUGUGUUUGUGGAGGAAUUUUAAGUUGAUCCAGGAUGUCAGGCAGAGAACGGUGGUUCCCAGCUUUCUAUAGUUUUCAAGGAAUAAUGAGGGAGUUUGUGAUGGUACUCGUUUGUUGCUAAUAAAUCUCCUAUCAUUAUGUAUGUUUGUAUGGCAGUCAAAUUGAAUCACAGUGUUUUGUUAAUGUCAUGUGGUUUUGCUCUCCUUCUGGAGCCUGGGUUAUAGAUUGCAUUUAUCGAUGAGAAGCUGACCUUAUCGAUCCAGAUGAUGACUGAUAUUGAUGAUUUGGAAAGAAUGCCACGUCUGUUGAUGAUAGACGAGAUUGAACUAAUCAUAUUAUGUAUUUUACGGGUCAUAUCAAAUUAUGCUUUAGGAUGGAAUUGCUCAUGGCAUCAUGAAGCUUGAUCCAGGGAUCCUGCAGUUCAGAUUUUCCAGUGACACAAGGACUCUAUUGAAAAAGGAUACACCAGAUGCUAUGGCUGUCUUAAUUGCCGACAUGGUUAGGGAAGAUGGCCAUCAGAUUGAUAGCUUUUCCCUUGAAGUUUCAAUACCACCUGUCAUCCGUGAAAAUGAGAGUGCAAUCCAGUCAUACAUAAGAACGAAAUAUGGAGCUGAGCGUUGGUUCCAAGAAAAGUUACAUUUUGGAUGUGUGUCUACAAAGGAUGCCUUAAAGUUUUCUAUAGUUUAUCCUCUUGAAAAUCUUCUUGACUGUAAAUCAAAGAUGAACUCUUUCCGUAUCCGUUUGACAUAUGAUCAUACUAACUCAUCAAAAGAGGCUAGAAAGUGUUCAGAUGGUGAUAAGAGUUGCAAGAGAAUAAAAACAGGUGUGGACAACAGAGUGGGUGUUGCCUAUGAUUCCAUGGUUUCUCACCAUGAAUGCUUAGAUUCUUUCAAGGCUGAAUCCAAUUUAGUUGGAGAAAAUCCUUUCAACGGUUUGCUAGAAAAUAAGUCCUCUGAGUCUCAUGGAAUGUUGCUAGAAAAGGUAAUUGAACCUUGCCAUUUUACAGUCUAUUGCUACAGGGCACCCAUCUAUGUUGGUGGAAGAUACCUGAAGUAUUCACGGAAUGUGAGUCAAACACGCUGGAUAAUUGAUGAUGAAAGAAUGGGGGAAGCAUCUGUCGAGGAAAUAAUUGGGGGAAACAUCCUUCAGAAGUGCCAUGGUGAUAGCUACAAGUUUCAUGCUGCUGGCAGAGAGGAUAUUGAUGUCCGAAUGUUGGGUCCAGGCAGGCCAUUUCUUGUUGAGGUGCAAAAUGCGCGACGUAUCCCAUCUGAUCUGUUUGUAAACGAUAUAGAGAAAUUGAUAAAUAACGUGGAAAAUAAAUUGGUUAGUGUGAAAAAUCUGAAGUUGGUUGGUAACAAUGGCUGGAAUCUUAUACAUGAAGGAGAGGCAGAGAAACAGAAGCAAUAUGCUGCUUUAGUGUGGAUUUCUCGUCCUCUGAAUGAUGAAGAUUUGCAAUCUAUGUCCUCAUUCAAGGAUUUGAAAAUAUUGCAGAGGACACCGAUAAGAGUGUUACAUCGUCGCAGUCCUUUAGAGCGUGAAAAGAUUAUUCACUGGAUGAAAAUAGAAAUGGUUGCUGGAAGUUCCCAGUAUUUUCUUUUGCAUUUGUGCACACAGGCUGGGACCUACAUCAAGGAAUUUGUGCAUGGAGAUCUUGGACGCACCCAUCCUAGGUAUGACCUUAUCCAUGUCUGUUCUCUCGAGUUAUUUAUGAAGACUUGGACAAAAGAUCACGUGCAGGCUGUGUUUUAUACGCUUUGUUUUGCAGUAUCGUUCAAUUUUGGGCUGUAGAGCUGAAAUUUUACGGCUUGAUGUCACAAAUGUCAAAAUGGACUCUUUCCUUCCAUAGGAAGGUUAUUUUGACAGUCCUGUACACUAUACUUGCCUUGCGGAUCAAUUGAGGAAAUUCGCGCAUUCCUAAUUCGAACGGCAUUCAAGCAACAUACAUCCGCAAACUGUAACCUUUGAUUGGUUCCAUCCAACAAACCAGGGUUCCGAUUGAUGAGAAUGAAAUGUUUAUUGGUUAUUAUAUCAUUGUAUUUAAUAUUUAAUGUUUAUUUUUUCUUGACAAAUUUCACAGUAAAACGUUUGAUGAGAUUGACUAUUGUAUUUUGAUCGGUUA